This is a messenger RNA of Linum tenue, 393 nucleotides long. The record is from the annotation of a GenBank genome assembly. NCBI's taxonomy places the organism in Eukaryota, Viridiplantae, Streptophyta, Magnoliopsida, Malpighiales, Linaceae.
AUGCCAGCCGACAAGACAAUGGAAGCGGUGAAAGGCCUCGACGUCCCGCGGUACAUGGGCCGGUGGUACGAGAUCGCCUGCUUCCCGUCCCGAUCCCAACCUAGAGACGGCGAGAACACCCGAGCGACCUACACAUUGAAGGAAUACGGCGCCACCGUCGGCGUGCUGAACGAGACGUGGAGCGGCGGGAAACGGAGCUACAUCGAAGGGACGGCGUACAAGGCCGAUCCCAACAGCGACGAGGCGAAGCUGAAGGUGAAGUUCUGGGUCCCGCCAUUCCUGCCGAUUAUCCCUGUCACCGGAGACUACUGGGUUCUAUACAUCGAUCCGGAGUAUCGGCACGCGCUGAUCGGUCAGCCGAGCCGCAGUUAUCUUUGGGUAAUGUGUUCUUGA